This is a messenger RNA of Cephus cinctus (wheat stem sawfly), 3757 nucleotides long. It is a transcript of the gene Rat1, whose product is annotated as 5'-3' exoribonuclease 2 homolog. Lineage: Eukaryota; Metazoa; Arthropoda; Insecta; Hymenoptera; Cephidae. Gene Ontology annotation, molecular function: RNA binding; zinc ion binding; 5'-3' RNA exonuclease activity. Gene Ontology annotation, biological process: nuclear-transcribed mRNA catabolic process. Gene Ontology annotation, cellular component: nucleus. The record is from RefSeq and is a predicted model, not a curated record. The transcript has 17 exons. The coding region runs from base 145 to 3087 and encodes 980 amino acids.
UGCAGCGUUGUGAAUUGGUGUUCUGUGUUGUAUGGUAUGGAGCACGUAACAUUUGUACACAGUUGGCAUAAUUUUAUAUAAAUUGACACAUAUUAUAGUGAAAUUACUGUUUUUGUGUGUUCUUUAUAAAAUAUCAAGAAAAUCAUGGGUGUACCAGCAUUUUUCCGGUGGCUUAGCCGUAAAUAUCCGUCAGUGAUUGUCGAAUGUAUUGAGCAAAAGCCAACAUCAACUAGUGGAGUUCGUGUUCCAGUUAAUUCAGCAGAUCCCAAUCCUAAUGGAAUCGAAUUUGAUAAUUUGUAUUUGGAUAUGAAUGGAAUAAUUCAUCCUUGUACACAUCCUGAAGACAAGCCUCCACCAAAAAAUGAAGAUGAAAUGAUGGAAGCAAUUUUUGAAUGCAUCGAUAGAUUAUUCUGUAUUGUCCGACCAAGAAAAUUGCUUUAUAUGGCUAUUGACGGAGUUGCUCCACGAGCUAAAAUGAAUCAGCAAAGAUCACGACGUUUUCGUGCAUCUAAGGAGGCAAAUGAGAAAAUAACUGAAAUGGAAAGAAUACGUUCUGAAUUAGCUUUGAAAGGGGCAUUUUUACCUCCAGAAAAAUCAAAAGGAGACCAUUUUGAUAGUAACUGCAUCACACCAGGAACCCCUUUUAUGGCACGAUUAUCAGCUUGUUUACAUUAUUACAUUCAUGAACGUUUAAAUAACGAUCCAGGUUGGAGAAAUAUUAAAGUAAUAUUAAGCGAUGCAAAUGUUCCUGGUGAAGGAGAGCAUAAAAUAAUGGAUUAUAUUAGACGCCAAAGGGGACAGCCAGAUCAUGAUCCCAAUACACAGCACGUACUAUGUGGUGCUGAUGCGGAUUUAAUAAUGUUGGGUCUUGCAACCCAUGAGCCAAAUUUUACAAUCAUUCGUGAAGAAUUUAAACCGAACAAACCCAGACCUUGCGAUAUAUGUGGCCAGUUGGGUCACGAAAUGAAGGAUUGCACAGGAUCAGAGCCAAAUCAAAAAGAGGAAGAAAGUGUAUUUGGAUCAGAGUGCCAGUUUAUAUUUGUACGUCUCAAUGUGCUUCGAGAAUACUUGGAAAGGGAAUUGCAAAUGCCUAAUCUGCCGUUCAAGUAUGACUUUGAGCGAGCAAUCGACGAUUGGGUCUUUAUGUGUUUCUUCGUAGGGAAUGAUUUUCUACCACAUCUUCCAUCAUUGGAAAUUCGAGAAGGAGCCAUUGACAGACUUGUAAACUUAUACAAAAAGACUGUGUACAAAACAGGGGGAUUUCUGACGGACAGUGGGGAUGUCAAUUUGGACAGAGUACAAUUAAUAAUGUCUGACCUUGGUGACGUUGAAGAUGAAAUCUUUAAAAAGAGACAACAAAAUGAGUUGGCAUUCAAACAGCGUGAGAAAAACAAGAAAAGACGUAUGGAGGCUAUUAGCAAUUAUAAGCCCAAUUGGGUACCAGCUGGACAAUUUGCACCAACACCUUUAGGUCAGGGCGUAAAACCUGUACAGAAUGCACGACAUGAAGCAUAUCAAAUGAGAAUGCAAGGUCGUAAUUUUAAUACCAGUGCCACAGAAAGAGCAUUAAAGGGUACAAAUGCAGCCACUGCUCUGGAGAGUAUGUUAGUCCCUGAAGACUCAGCUAACAAAGGACAAAAACGUAAGCAUGAAGAAACUGAAGGUGAAGAAUCUGAUGACGACCAGGCGCACGAUGAGGUCAGACUUUGGGAAGAUGGAUUCAAGGACCGUUAUUAUCAAUCGAAAUUUGACGUAUCGUCUGACAACCUCGCUUUUAGAAACAACGUAGCACUUCAAUACGUUCGUGGACUCUGUUGGGUAUUGCGUUAUUAUUAUCAAGGGUGUGCCUCAUGGAAGUGGUACUUUCCAUACCACUAUGCACCUUUUGCUAGUGACUUUAUUAACAUUGGCGGCCUUUCUACAGAAUUUGAAAAAGGAACAGAACCGUUCCGUCCACUAGAACAAUUAAUGGGAGUAUUUCCAGCAGCGAGUAGUCGUCACGUACCUGCACCUUGGGCCCCACUAAUGAGUGAUCCUAAAUCCCCCAUUAUCGAUUUCUACCCUGAGGAUUUUAAGAUCGAUUUGAACGGGAAGAAAUUCGCCUGGCAGGGUGUAGCUCUGUUACCCUUUGUCGAUGAGAAAAGAUUAUUCAAAGCUUUGGAGCCGUAUUACGAUAGUCUAACAGAGGCAGAGAAACAACGCAACGUCUGUGGCAAUGAUCGGCUUUACGUAGGCCUGGGUAACAGCGGUUAUACAUUUAUAAAAGGACUCUACACGAACCGCAUUAAUUUCACCACGGAAACGGAAAUAUCUAUAGACGGGAUGCGAGGCACAGUUUUAUUGGCUAACGACUGCGUUGGCGAUGGCGCAACUCUGCCUUCGCCCAUCAAUGGCCUCCCCGUACGAAAUAAUAAAGUCUAUUGUAUAAAAUUCCGGGAUCCCCAUUAUCCAUCGAACCAUAUUUUCCCAGCAAGAAAAUUGAAGGGGGCUAAAGAACCUCCUAGAGUUUUGAAACCCCAGGACUUUGAACAGAUGAAUCGUAACAGUGGAAACCAAUGGAGACCCCAGAUAGGAUUUACUCCUUCGAAACAAGUAGCUUCAUUAGGAGAAGCUGGUCAUCGUAUGCUUGGACAUCACACAAAUAACAACAGAAAUGCACCCAUGUACGGAUAUGUACCACCGCCUCAGAAUACAUAUCAGCAACAUCGUGGUUAUCAAAGCGGAUAUCAUUCGAGUACCAAUAGCGGAUAUGGUACUGGUUCGACAACUGGAUAUAACGCAAGCAGCGGAAGCGGAUAUAGUUCUGGCAGUCAGAGCUACCAGAAUCAUUCACAAACUGGUCCGUGGGCAGGUGGCUAUAACGCAUCGUCUUCCAAUUAUCAAUCGCGUAAUCAACAUCAACGAGGCGGUGGUCAGGCGUCCCAGCAGCAACGCGGGGGAGGUUCACAGUACUAUCAGCAAGGUGGUCGCGGUAAUCACUAUCAGAAUCAACAGCAGCCGAAUCAUUAUCAGAAUCAACAACGGAACCAAUCGUCAAAUCGGUACGGAAACGGCGGCAGCGGAGGCGGCGGAUGGAGAGGCCGAUAGGGAAAUUUGCUCUAAGAGAGUAAUUUUAUAUUAAUGAAAGAAAAAGAAGAAAAAAAAAGAGAAACGAAUGAAGAUAAAUGAGACACGAAUUGAUCGAUAUUAUUUGAGAAGAACAAGAGGAAAUAUUUACGAUUAUUAGCGACACGGCAAUAACGACACGAUACUUUUAAGUCUUUAAAGUACAGGGUUGCCGUCUUUAGAAUGAAAUAUUAAUUUUUGGUGUAUUUGCAAAUUACGAGUGAACAAAGUCGCUAUGUAUAUCACUCGUGGAAUAACGUUUCUUUAGAAUCAAUUUUUAUUAGUUUUCUAAUACACGAUUUCACUCCUUAUGACGUCAUAAUCACAUAACGGAGUGUCUCCUUAUACCUGGUAUAAUCGAGAAGUUCAUUAACAUAAGGUAGAAUACCGAUAAUAAAAUGAAAUUAGGCGCAAGAAGCAGUACGUAUUGGAUACCCAGCCCAUGGAAAGUGGCGCGAAAACAAUUGUAAAUUCGAAAAGUUUCGUUUGAGCAUGUAUCAUCGAUAAUACAGAAUAUUUCCUUAAAAAAAGACAGAGAGAGAGAGAGAUGGAAAAAAAAGAAAGAAAAAUUGUACAACAUUCUUGAUACCCUCGUUUUCACCCAUUGUAUAUGUAUAUUUUGCCGAUAAGAAAGCUCAUGAGACUUUAUGUA